UUUUCCCGUUGGACGCCUCGCACCCAUUGUGUGAACCAUACGGUAAAUACAAACGGCUAGAGACGCUAAACAUAAAUUUCUCUCUUCACGACUGUACAAAAUACAGGUGACCUCAAGGUGUCAUGGCUCGUACCAAGCAGACUGCCCGUAAGUCUACUGGAGGCAAGGCUCCGCGUAAGCAGCUGGCCACCAAAGCUGCCCGCAAGAGUGCCCCCUCUACUGGUGGGGUCAAGAAGCCCCAUCGUUACAGGCCGGGUACCGUUGCUCUGCGUGAAAUCCGUCGGUACCAGAAGUCUACAGAGCUGCUAAUUCGCAAACUGCCUUUCCAGCGGCUUGUGAGAGAGAUUGCCCAGGACUUCAAGACCGAUCUGCGCUUCCAGAGUGCUGCCAUUGGUGCUCUGCAGGAGGCCAGCGAGGCUUACCUGGUGGGCUUGUUUGAGGACACCAACCUGUGCGCCAUCCACGCCAAGCGUGUCACCAUCAUGCCCAAAGACAUCCAGCUGGCCCGUCGCAUCCGUGGGGAGCGUGCUUAGAGACCCCCGUGUUUCUCCUCUCUCUUUUCCACCAUGUCAGUCCGUCUUCCCUUCCCCCUCUCUAAACCUCACACCCCCUCUUCUGUUUGUAGUGCUUAGACUAACAAUGAUUAUGAUGACUAUAAAGUGUGUAGUUGUGUCUUUCUUAGUGCUGUCUGCAGCAGACCUUUAGGGUACCUUUUUGUGCAUGUACCAGCUUUGUGCUGAUCAGACACACACACUUUCACAAGAAUGUUAUAGUAGGUGCCCUGCUUAGACAGCUUGUCCCUGGUCAGGGGGAGUUUGAGUUCUUACAAGUUCUUAAAAGUAAUGUGGUACUCAGUAGUGCCUGGGUUGCAGAUGGAGUUUUGGCUGGGUGGGUGAAGACACAGACAGGAAGAUAGAACAGGAGGGUAGAGUCAGGCUUUAUCUGCUGAGGUGGUGAGAGCAGGGUCCUAGAAUCAACUUGACCAAUCCUUUCUGCCCCUCACUACCCCUACUACCAUGAGUGUAACAGAGGAUCCAGGUAUAGGGGAGUACACUUGUCAUAUAGUGCCUGAGGGUUAGUGUCAAUUUCUGUCUGUGUGUGUGUGCAUAGAUCAGCACAACAAAUUGUAUUUAUCUAAAAGCAUCUCUUGGUAGAGCAGUUUAUUACAAUAUUGAUGAUUACUAUUGUUACGGUGUUUUUUUUAAAGCAUAGAUGUCUUUCAUAGAUGCAGAAAGAAUUUUAAGAUACAUUUUUACAUGUUACAGUGCAGAACAAUAUUUUUAUUAAAAGCAAGCCAAUAAAUCUUUCCCUUCAAUUUACUGCUCCUCCAUUAGUACUUCAUCUUUCAUCAUAGAUCUUUCUUUGACAUGGCAAUAUUUUUGUUAAAUUUUAUUGGCAUAAAAUGUUGCCAAAUCAUUUAAAAUUCAUAGAAAAGGCCAUAUGUAGCAAAAGUUUCCACAUGCAUUAGCUUCAUUACUUCUCGUUGCCUCUAAAUUUGUAUUUUUUUCCUUUUAUACCCUUUUCUCUCUAUAUCACCUGUUCUCUUCAAUUUUUGUUAGCUUUCCUUUAUUUCUCAGGUUGGUGUGACACUUAAAAUUUUGUCAUUCUUUAUUUUGAUUUUUAAAUGUUAAAGAUGUUUAAAUAAACUGAUCUUUGUAAUUUCCAUAUUUCUCAUACAAGACUGUAAUAAAUGGAUGUUACGCA
This is a messenger RNA of Scleropages formosus (Asian bonytongue), 1704 nucleotides long. RefSeq names its product histone H3.3. The transcript has 4 exons. Gene Ontology annotation, cellular component: nucleosome. The record is from RefSeq and is a predicted model, not a curated record. Bases 123 to 533 code for a protein of 136 amino acids. Lineage: Eukaryota; Metazoa; Chordata; Actinopteri; Osteoglossiformes; Osteoglossidae. Gene Ontology annotation, molecular function: DNA binding; structural constituent of chromatin; protein heterodimerization activity.